Molecule: messenger RNA, 3220 nt
Organism: Folsomia candida
Lineage: Eukaryota; Metazoa; Arthropoda; Collembola; Entomobryomorpha; Isotomidae
Exons: 7
Coding region: 147-1673 (508 amino acids)
Source: RefSeq, a predicted model, not a curated record
AUAUGAUAGACCAACCACCAUAGUUACUCCGCCACGUAAAAUUUCAUGAAAUCGGUGAUCCUGCCGUCAUAUUUGUUCAGCAUUGGGACCUGUGCACACACAUUUACUUAAUUAAUUUCCAAAAAUAUUUAAUCAAUUCAGUAACCAUGCAAAUAUCUCCGUCCGCCAAAUUAAGGCUGUUAUUCGUUUACAUCAUAACCGGAAUAAUUUUAGGGUUGCCAUUCAUAAUUUAUGACUACCCGCAAGAAACGUGCCUCGUGACGAGUAAAUUUCCAAAGGAUCAGAAUAGCGAAGAAGAAACAAGAAAAUACAGGAAAUCGACAACUUUGAGUAAAAGUGCGAUCGCGCAGAAGUUGUUUGAAAUAAUUGGUCAGUGGCAGAAUGGGGUCGUGACAUACACGGACGAGAGUGAGGAGGUCAACGACUACGUGGACAAUGAGGUCCAAGGCUAUAACAAUGAAACCGUUCCGGACGAUUGUGACCUGAGUGAGAUUGAGAAAUAUUCACCGUUUCUUGUGAGUGAUGAAGACGUCAGGAAUAGUGUGAAUGAAUGGCUGGGGAAAAAUGGGAAGCCGACAAUCCUGAACCGCGUUCGUCUCACCAGAAUCGGAUAUGGGAACGAUUGGUUCCAACUUUUGUGCGCAAGCGUGGUUUUCGCGACGUUCGGGAUGCUAUGGGAAGGCCACUCGUUCCACGGAUGGGCACAGUUCUACUUCGUCUCUCUCGAACUGAUGCAACGGGUGGUGAACAUUGUCCAAACGACGACUUUUCACUGGGACUUUGCCUCCGUCCUCUUCAGUGACCAUCACCCCCACUACCUCCAAUACUGCGCGUUAGUUGACCUAUUCCGGUAUUACAUCCCCCUGUCGCAACUGUUCUGCUUAACCGCUCUCACCUACGAUGUGUAUCGAACGUUUGGGAAUGACACCCUUGUCCCGGAUAAGCGCAGGGACAAGCGAUACAUACACUUCGCCCUGUUUGGCGUACUUCUCCCCGCUUUUUAUACAAGUCUUGGAUUCAUUCUGCAUAAAAUAGCGACGUCGGGAAGCUAUCUUUGUCACCCAUCGUUCGAAACAUUGUCAGACCUCUUGCUCUACCUGGUUUAUCCGUACUCGCCUAGUGGGAUUUUGAUCCUUUUGAACAUUUACUUCAUCUCGUGUACUCAAAGAGAACUUAGGAAGAUUAUGAGGGAAUGCCGCGUUGUAAGAAGACAAUGUACCAGGUCAAGCUUCAAGCCAACUUAUAGGUUGAACCUCUACUUGAAGUUGUUAUGGGCAUUGUCUAUCCUGACGGUCAUUUUGCGCCCAUUUUCUCGAACAAUGAUGGCAUUCGGAGUACAUUUGGAACGAUACGAUGGGGGCUAUUCAAACAUAGUUUUGUACAUCGUGUCCCGUACACACAGCUGCAUCCUACUUCUGGUCAUGUGCAAUGAUUCUCCUACACGGGCCAGAUUGGAAACAGUGGAACUAAAUUUGAUGAACUCCCUUCAGAAAAUAAAUGCGCCCCAUGGAGAAGAGAAAUUGGUCAAUUUGAUGUUCAAAAUGCGUCAAUUGCUUGCCUCCUGUGGAAUCAAGAUGAGAUUGAUUGUGACGAAAUUUCUGCUUCAUUUGUAUAAAGGGUUAAGGUUUCGAAUAUGCUGUAAAUUUCGCCAACGAGACAAGGCUUCAGUCUAGAUGAUGUAGUUAAAUAUAUUUUAAUAUUUAGUAUGAUUAUUAGGGUUGCCGCGGGUAGCGAAAAUGCUACCCGUUACCCGACCCGUUACCCGCAGCACAAGUACCCGUACCCGCACGGGUACCCGUGCGGGUACCCGUUACCCGCUACCCGUUAUGAGAAUUAAGAAAAAUCUAACCCAACUUCAGAAUAAAUUUGAUUUGAUCAAUUAUUUGUUCGUUUGGGUUGACACAUAUGUACUAUGCGAUAAUGCUAUGCAAGUAAUGCAUGAAAUAAUUUGCUCGUAGAAGCCACUCGUUAAUUUUGAAACCAAACUUUUUGGCUUACAUUGGAUCGUUUUUCAAGCUAUACCGGUAUGAAGCAUAUUGCUUAGCGAUUUAUAUAUAUCAAAGAAUUCAGCCAAAAAAAUUGGAAUUAUAUGACACUUAUUUUUCCGUUGAAUGACCCGCUUAAAGGAAACUAUUGGAGGGCAGAGUUCAAAGUCCAGCAUGGUUUUAGUCCAGUGGAGGAAAAAGAUACAGAACAUUUAUUUAAAACUAAACUUUGCCGCUAAUAUUAUACUUUGAAUGGGUCAUUCAACGGAAAGGUAAGUGUCGCGCGAUUCCUAAUUUUUAGCUGACUUUUUGAUAUACUCCCUGGGCAAUCUUGGUAUAGCUAGAAAACGGUUCAAUUUUUAGUUUGACUUUUUCAAAUUUUAAUUUAAAUGAAGCUUUUGUUCAAAAAAUUGUCUACAAAUAAAUUUUUUGCUUUCAACCGGAUUCAGGUUUUUCAUCUUCAACGCACAAAUUAAAAUCUCGUCAGUCUUACAUACAUAAAUACACACAAAUGCAAGUCAAAUUAUUACUGAUAUUUUAGAGGAGGCAAAUUAUGCUUCAGAAGCAAUAAUUUCUCCGCAUUUUUGGGACGUGAAAAGCAUUUGAGGCUGCGUGGGGUUCUGUGACCUCCUAAAGAAACUCUCGUUAUUAUAAACGCCGCUUGCUGGCAAAUGGCAAGUGACAAGUUUUGAAAUGGAUAAAUAAUAAAUUACCGCUUUUGUUGGUAAAUGGACCAACUUACUGCUAGCUUUCUUUGUGAACUGAUUUACGUCGAAAAUUAAAUAAAAACUGAACUACCCGUUACCCGUGCGGGUAGUUCUCGCUACCCGCAGAUAACGGGUACCCGCAAGAAUCGUGCGGGUAUGCGGGUAACGGGUACCCGACCCGUUACCCGCGGCAACCCUAAUGAUUAUGUACUCAUUUUGAUCGUAGUCACGAAAUGCCUCAGUGUUUUGCAUGACAACUCAUUUAGCAAGUAGUUUUCGAAUGUUCUCAACACAUUGUAGCAAGUUUGCAAACAAAAACAAGAUGAUUUUCCAGUUAAAAGUUUCCCCAGGUCUCGCAAAUUUCGUGAAACUUUGCAGUUAGUAUGCUAUUUGUAAGCUAUGUCAAGGUUGUCGUGACUAUAUUAUGCCCAUUAUUUUUUAUGGAAUGAUUGAUAAUAAAUGUAUUUUAAUUAUAAGUGAAAAUUUUUACAUGAAAAAAUAUUAAAUAUACAACUACUUAUUAACAGA